Spodoptera litura is the source of this 2076-nucleotide messenger RNA. The record is from RefSeq and is a predicted model, not a curated record. NCBI's taxonomy places the organism in Eukaryota, Metazoa, Arthropoda, Insecta, Lepidoptera, Noctuidae.
UGUUAUGGAAUGGACGUCAAACGUCAUCUCACACGUAUAAAACUUUAUCGUAAAUAGUUUGUUUUAUUGCGAUUUGUUACCAAGUUAUAUUUAUGAUGUGUAUGGAAUACUAGUUGUCUAAUUACUUGUAUUGUAUUUUAUUUUUAGUUGUACGGUGAUAGAAGUUAGUGGCACAGAAAGUUUAGAGAUUGAUACACCGGAUGACCUGUUACUUGCAAACACUGUAAUAAAAACUAACUUGGUACCUCGUCUAAGAUAAUAGUUUGUCCAAAAGAAGCUGUCAUACAAAAGAGUGUAUUAUGUCAGUGGUGACCGAGGAGGUGACAUUUGCAGAAUUGGAAGCAACAGAUGUUAUAAGUGUAGAGCUCGUACCAGAACGUAAAGGUCUCAUACUGAAGCAUUGUGAGUACUACGUCAGUUCUAGAAGACAUGGUACUACAGUAUCACGAAGAUACAAUGAUUUCGUUCAGCUAUAUGACAUCUUGUAUGCUAAGUAUCCAUAUCGUGCCAUAUGUCGACUGCCACCAAAGCGUGUGGUAGUUGGGGGAGGCAGCUCAAAUUUCUUGUUGCGGCGCCGUGCCGCUCUGCAGCGCUGGCUGACUCUGGUCGCGCGGCACCCUGUUCUGGCGCAUGAUGCUGACCUCAGGGUGUUUCUCUGCGAAAGCACAUUACGACUGGAGAAACCCAAACAUGAUGAAUUUAUUCUGGCUGGCACUCAGGAAGAUAAUCUGAGCGAGGUGACGACACAAGAGUUGCAGGCCGCGUUCGAGAGCGAGCAGGAACCGCUGCAACUGGCACAACUCGCCCUCGCCAGGCUCACGCAAAUAUUUGAAAAAGUGCAAGAAAGAUGUGAAGCCGAGAGGAGUGACAUGCGGGAGCUGGGCGCGGCGAUGAGCGGGCUGGGCGCGGCCGCCGGAUCCGGUGCCGACCCGCAACUGGCCGCCGCCGCGCAGUACGUGUCUGCGGCGGGCGCGCGUGACUGUGUGUGUGUGUCGCGCGGCCUGCACGGGGAGCGCGCGGCCGCCGCCGCCGCACCGGCCGCGCCGCGCGCGCUGCAUCUGCGACACCGUUACGCUUUGCGCGCUGCUCUGCAGGAGGGCCGCGUGGCGCGCGCGUACGUGUGCGCGGCGCGGGGCUCGCUGGGCGGGCUGGCGGGCCGCCGCGCCGCCGCGCACGCCGCGCGAGCUCAGCUCUGGACCGACCUCGCACGCACACUCGCGCUCUAGCCGCUAGUCUCCUUCUACAGCUAAGUCGUGACAUGCUAAUUACACCUGAUGGUACUUACAACCAUCAUAAACUGCAGAUACCUACUGGCAGUUUUCAACUUGCAAAGAAUACGAUGUGGGAUGACUAUGGCUACAAUCAGAUAUUAUGUAGCAAUAAGCUAAACCAUUAGUUUUAAGUUUCAGUCUCGAAUACAUUCCUGAAUCUAAUCUACGGAACUCGAAUUUGCUCAAUACAUUGAUAUCACCUGUUAACAGUCCUACAGUUGUUCAAAGACGUCUUUAGAACCUGAACUUUCUAAAGCUAAUAAUUAAUGUGAUACUCAUAUUUCCACCAAUGGGGGCUGACGUAUUUUUUUCACCGGAUGGCGUAAAUGUAGAAAAAUGAUUUUUUGUCCAGCAUCACAGAGUCGAUAACGAUACGAUACGAUAUAACGAUAUGUAACGAGUUGACACUAGCGGCACCCAGUCCGCUAAAAUACGAUAGGUCCCAUUAUCUUAAUGCGAUCUCCAACCCACCAGACAAGCGUGUACAUUUCUACUUAAAUAUGUAGAUGUAACGCAUAGUUCUUGGGAUUGUCGCGGGGUGCUGAUCGUGUUAUGAUCAUCAUUGUUCAUGUUUCGAUAAAAAUAUUUUGAAGGUAUUGUAUAUAAAAUAUUUUAAUAAAACGUUUAUUGACGUCGAUGUUUAGCAAUCUCAUUUAAGUGAAACAACACAAUUAUGUAUAGGUAAAUAAACCAUUAGAUAAUAUGAUAAUAACUAUAGGUAUUACUUUUGUUUCUUUUAUGUUAUUGUAUCGUUAUUGUUUGACAAAUAUAUCUUCUAUACACCGAAUCUAUUGUUUGGUAUUUG